GCUUACUCUUUUGUUAUUACUUAAUCACAGCUUCUAUCAACACCGCUGACGUCGCGUCGUUAUAUUCUACCUCACCGCCAUCGGCCGACGUCCUCCCUUCUUCUUUCAUAAUUCAUAUCACAUCUCAAAUCCUGAUUAUUUUCCCUUUAAUUUAUACCCUUUUCGUGUUUAUAUACUUGCAAGUUCGUAUUUGGGUAAAUUCAAUUUCAAGCUAAUUCUUUUUAAAUAAAAGGAGGAAAAACAGAUUUUAUAGUGAAAAUCAUGAAGGUCGUACACCGAGACCUAGUUCCCAAUGGCCCUGGCAGCGUCAAGAUGAUACCAGUGGAUUCAGAGGAUCUCUGGUUUGCUUACAAUUUGAUAGCUACUGGGGAUUGGGUUAUGGCUCGAACCGUCAGGAAAGUUCUAAGGGAGACAGCCGGUGGAAGAGAUGCAGAGCGUGUUGCCCUGAAGUUGGAAAUAAAAGUCGAGGCCAUAGAUUAUGACAAAGAAGGAUCUGUCUUGCGUAUAAGGGGAAAGAACACCUUGGAGAAUGAGCAUGUUAAGAUAGGACAAUUCCAUACUCUCGAACUUGAGCUUCAGCGACCUUUUGUUUUAAGAAAGAAAAUAUGGGACUCAUUGGCAUUAGAUGUUCUCCGGCAGGCCUCUGAUCCUGGUGCGAGUGCAGAUCUGGCUGUGGUACUAAUGCAAGAAGGGCUAGCAAAUAUUUUGCUUGUUGGUAAAAGUAUGACAAGUACCCGUUCACGGAUUGAAACUUCAAUUCCUCGUAAGCAUGGACCUGCCAUUGCUGGUUAUGAAUCGGCUUUGAAGAAGUUCUUUGAGAAUGUUCUACAGGCUUUCCUCAAACAUGUUGAUUUCAAUGUUGUUCGCUGUGCUGUUAUUGCUAGUCCUGGCUUCACAAAGGACCAGUUCCAUCGUCAUCUUAUGUUGGAGGCAGAAAGAAGACAAUUGAGGCCAAUUAUUGAGAAUAAGUCGCGAAUAAUUCUUGUACAUACUAGCUCCGGAUAUAAGCAUAGUUUGAAAGAAGUCUUGGAUGCCCCAAAUGUUAUGAGCAUGAUAAAAGACACCAAAGCAGCGCAAGAGGUCCGAGCUCUCAAGGAUUUCUUCAACAUGCUUUCAAAUGAUCCGGCACGUGCAUGCUAUGGGCCAAAACAUGUGGAGGUUGCCCAUGAGCGAAUGGCAGUUCAAACACUUCUUAUUACCGACGAUCUCUUCAGGAAUUCGGAUGUAAUUACGAGGCAAAAGUAUGUCGGUUUGGUGAACUCUGUUAAGAAUUCGGGGGGCACUGCUCACAUUUUUUCGUCUAUGCACGUAUCAGGGGAACAACUGGCACAGCUGACCGGCAUUGCGGCAAUCCUUCGUUUCCCUCUUCCGGAUCUGGAAGACAUCGAAAUGUAGGGUACCGUUUUCUUCAUAUGUUCGGAGUUUCCGGCAUCGAGAUUUUAUACUGUACUCAUAUUUCUCCCCCUUUUCGGUCAUAUAUAUAUAAUGUGUUAAUCAGUAUUUGAACUGUAUCAUAUCCAGAUACUAGCGAGUAUUUAAUCAACUCUAGAAGUGUAACAUUAUUUCAUUCAGUGUGUUAUGGAAAUAAAAUAUUUAAUUCAAAA
Molecule: messenger RNA, 1604 nt
Organism: Gossypium raimondii (Peruvian cotton)
Lineage: Eukaryota; Viridiplantae; Streptophyta; Magnoliopsida; Malvales; Malvaceae
Product: protein PELOTA 1
Exons: 16
Coding region: 262-1395 (377 amino acids)
Biological process (GO): RNA surveillance; nuclear-transcribed mRNA catabolic process, non-stop decay; ribosome disassembly
Cellular component (GO): cytoplasm
Source: RefSeq, a predicted model, not a curated record